This is a messenger RNA of Lethenteron reissneri (Far Eastern brook lamprey), 5673 nucleotides long. RefSeq names its product RNA polymerase mitochondrial (gene POLRMT). NCBI's taxonomy places the organism in Eukaryota, Metazoa, Chordata, Hyperoartia, Petromyzontiformes, Petromyzontidae. Gene Ontology annotation, cellular component: mitochondrial DNA-directed RNA polymerase complex. Gene Ontology annotation, molecular function: DNA-directed RNA polymerase activity; mitochondrial promoter sequence-specific DNA binding; protein binding. Gene Ontology annotation, biological process: mitochondrial transcription. The record is from RefSeq and is a predicted model, not a curated record.
UCGGCUGGGCCCCACGUGCUGUUGAUGUCCACGCUGCGGGGCCAGGGGGUGACCCCCCGUCACGACGUCUCCUGAACCCCCACGAACCCCCUCGCCUCGGCAUCCCCCCCCCGCCGCCGGCCUCGGCCUCGGCCAUGCUCUGCCUCACGCGGCUUGGCCAGCAGAUGCGGUCGUGGGGCGCAGGCGCUGGGCCCGGCGGUGGCCGCGUGUUCGUGUGUCUGGGCUGCGCGGCCCUUCGCGUGGCUCCCGAGGCGACAUUGCUGAAGAGGGCUUCCUCCACACCAUCGCUCAAGCAUCUGUACCAGCGGGAGCUGCUUCAGGUUUUAAAGGCACGACAACACCAGCUACAAGGAAAAUAUGUGGUGGAGCAAAUAUCCACCCGCGAACCUGCGCAGAGUUUGCCUUCGCAAUCACAAGCCGUUGUGACUAAACAGAGUUGCUCCAGGGGCAAGCAGCCUGCUGACAAGGUCAAGGGUAACGACGAAGGCAGUGCCUCCAAACCCACCAAGGUGAAACCCAAUGCAGGUGAACCCAGCGCAAGCAAACAAAGUCGUCCCGCACAGCCAAAGACGGGCACAGUCAAGUCAAAGUCCACGAUAAAGUCCAUCAAAGUGAACUCUCGGCAGCAGCCUACCAAGGCGAGUGGGGACGGUGGCACUGAAUCGCUGUCCGACGCCGCGUCUGCACGGAAAGCGCCCCUUCCUCACGCAGCCAUUGCAGCGUCUGCAGAAACGUUAGAGCAGCCGCGUAGGCAGACUGCUCUCGAUCAAAAUGCUUCCAAGGUGGACGCGAAGCUCAAGGACGCAAAGGCGGUGGUUGUAGUAAAGGACAAGGCCGAGGGGGCGACGCAAGUCCAGGAGAGGCAGCAGAAUGAUCCGGAUGAACUCCGUGACCGCCUUCUGUGCUACCUUGAUGCCUGCCUCUUCUCCGGCGAGCUGAAGCGUGCGCAGAAAUACUUGUGGCACUACCACCAGGAUCCCAACUUGCGCUCGCUGUUGAAUAUGCAGAUCUACGACGUAAUGAUGGGCGCCUGGGCCAAAAAGAAAUUUCUAUUCAAGAUUGCCAAGCUCUUCUCCAUGGUUGGUGAGGCCGGCCUGAAGCCCAGCCUGGUAUCAUACGCCGCUGCCUUGGAGUGCAUGGGGCGUGUGCCCAACAUUGCACAGAGCGUCGUCGCGAGGUGCCUGGACGAGAUGCAGCAGAACGGGCUGGAGCUGGACCAGCUGUUUGCGCACUGCAACUUUGUGGAGGACGAGCGCGAGGUGGUGCUGGCCGCCGUGCGCCGCGUCCGGCCCGACUACGCGCCGACGGCGAUGCUGCCCAGACCACUCGAUCAAUUUCCACUCUCCGCCCGCUUCUACGAUCUGGAUAAUUCGGGGAAUUACCCCAGGCUGAAGCAGACGACCGAAGAACUGAAGCAGGGCUUUCGGAGGCAGAUGGAUCUGGAGAAAGCUCACAUUGUCACCAUUCAAUCGGUGGAAGCCCUGAAACCGGUAACGCCAGAGAUGGAGAAAAAGCGGCAGGCCCUGACAGAGCUGCACAAGGAGUGGCGGGCAACCUUGCUGCAGGCCUUCGCGGAGGGCAAGAAGAAGCUAAUGUCCAGAAGGUUCGGCUGCAGCUUCAAGCUGGACUUGUACCCUUACACGUGCCUGCUCACGGACGAGGAGUACGUGAACGCCAUGCUGGAGAGUUUAUCCAGCCUGCCGCCCAAUGGCGAUUCAGUGAUGUCGCUCUCCAGAAAUCUGGGCAGAAAGGUUUUCAACAUGUACUGCAUCCGCAAGAAGAUGCGAAACCACGUCGCGCAGCGGAUCUCCAAGGUGUACGACGCCUACUGUGAACUGCUGGCCAUUGACGGCAAGGUGAGCGGCUACCUGCCACGCCAGUUCUGGGAGCGCGUCGAGGCGGAGGUGGCCGACGGGUACCGCCUGUCGGGCGAGACCGUGGAGUGGACGGUCCCGGUGACCGUGACGCUGGGCUCGUACCUGCUCGACAUCAUGGUGCGCGAGCUCAAGGUGUACGCCGGCACGGGCUCCACCGACUUGGCCAGGGGCACCAAACCCAUCCCGGCGCUCUACCACGUGUACGCCUUCCGCAGCGUGCGCCAGAUCGGCUUCGUUAAGCCGCACCCCCUGGUGACUCAGCUGCAGUCGAGGGCGGUCGAGACGGAGCUUCAUUUCGACGUGCAGGCCUUGCCGACCUCCUGCCCGCCCCUGCCGUGGACCUCGCCCCGAUUCGGCGGCUACGUCCUGAUACCCACUACCCUCAUGCGCAGCGUGGACAUGGCCACGCAGCACCAGAACCUGCUGGAUCUGUGCCAGGUUCAGGAGGCGCGGCGCUUGCAUGCCGCCAUGGACGUGCUGAACCAACUGGGGGCGUGCUCCUGGAUCAUAAACGAGCCGCUGCUCGACAUCGUCAUCGCCAUCUUCAACGACCGCGGCUGCGACAAGCUCGACAUCCCACCGCCUCUCUCUGAGGCUCCCAAAGUGCCCAGGUACGACCCAACGGGUGAGAACGGCAUCGCCGACCGGCUGGCUUUCCGGCGCGCAUUGACGCACGCGCGCAAGACGACAAGCGAGAUGCACAGCCUCCGCAUGAGUGCGCUCUACAAGCUGUCCAUCGCCAACGCGAUGCGCGGCCGCGUCUUCUGGUUCCCGCACAACAUGGACUUCCGCGGGCGCACCUACCCAUGCCCGCCGCACUUCAACCACCUGGGCAGCGACAUGUCACGUGCCCUUCUGCUGUUCGCCGAGGGGCGGCCGCUGGGCGAACGCGGCCUCGAUUGGAUCAAGAUCCACCUGGUGAACUUGACGGGUACCAAAAAGAAGUCCUCCCUGCUGGAACGCCGCAUGUUCGCUGACGAGAAGAUGGACGACAUCCUGGACUCGGCUGACCGACCCCUCACGGGCCGCCAGUGGUGGAUGGAGGCAGACGAGCCGUGGCAGGUGCUGGCCUGCUGCAUGGAGAUUGCCAAAGCUGUCCGCUCCCCCGAUCCCAAGGAGUACAUAUCACACUUUCCUACCCACCAGGACGGGUCCUGCAAUGGGCUGCAGCACUACGCCGCCCUGGGACGCGAUACGAUUGGCGCCGCAUCCGUCAACUUGAAGCCGCUGGACAUGCCCCAGGACGUGUACGCGAGUGUCGCGCAGCAGGUUGAUGUGUUCCGUGCUGAGGACGCCAAGAACGACGUGAAGAUCGCCCAGGUGCUCGAAGGCUUCAUCGGCCGCAAGUUGGUCAAGCAGACGGUGAUGACUGUGGUGUACGGCGUGACGCGUUACGGAGGACGACAGCAGAUCGAGAAGCGCCUCAGCGAGAUGGACGACUUCCCCAAGGAGCACGUGUGGGACGCUUCGGCCUAUCUGACCAAACUGGUUUUCUCCAGCCUCCGGGAGAUGUUCACGGGAACCCGUGAGAUCCAGAACUGGCUGACCGAGAGCGCGAGGAUGAUCGCCCGUGCGGGCCAGUCGGUCGAGUGGGUGACGCCGCUGGGCCUGCCUAUCAUACAGCCCUACCACCGCACCCAACGAUCCGUGUUGAACGGCCACAUGCAGAUGAUAGGACUAUGCAAUUCUUCAGACGUGAACCAAAAACCGAACAUCAUGAAACAGAAAAAUGCGUUCCCGCCAAACUUCAUCCACUCGCUGGACUCCACACACAUGAUGCUGACGGCCCUUUACUGCUACAGGGAGGGCUUAUCUUUUGCCUCUGUCCACGACUGCUUCUGGACACACGCUGCCACAGUGGAUAUCAUGAACAGGGUGUGCCGUGAGCAAUUUGUGGCGCUGCACAGUCAACCCAUCCUGGAGGAUCUGUCCUCUUUCCUCAUCAGCAAGUACAGCGUCUUUGCCCCGGCGAGCCGGAGAAAAAAGGCAUCUGCAGAGUUCAAACAUCUGAUGGAUUUUCUGACGAUGAUCCCUCAAAAGGGCGAGUUCAACCUGGAGGAAGUGCGAAACUCAACUUAUUUUUUUAGCUGAAGUGACCCCCGAGGACUUCUAGAGGGCAAAACGAAUCCUCCCCCUCCCUCUCCACGGCUGGACCCUGGUGUGAGCUGGCUCGUGAUCCCACCUGGCAAGGUGUAGUCCUUGAGGAACGUCAUCAUAACCAGGAUGGGGGGGGGGGGCUGCCGUUUCGGCAGAUGGAUUUCACAUCCGAGCGGCUGUGCCUUUAUUCGAAUAUAUUUAAACGACUUUUUUUUUGCUAAUUUUUUUUAUUGUGGGACAAUAGAAGAAGUUCGAAGAUGAUACUCUUAGGUUUUUUCUGUAAAGUCACGUAGGAAAAAAAUAAUUAAUUGAUGUAUUAUUAUUAUGAUUUAUCAAUUGAUUUAAUUGCUUUAUUUUCAUUUAUUAGGAUUUUAUUUUAUUAUUUUUUACCUACAUGACUUUACCGAAAAAAACCUAAGAGUAUGAAUCCUUGCAGUCACGAAAGCUUCAAAUCCGAAGAUGAUGUUUCAUGUCUGAGCUCUUAAGCCUUUUUUUUCUGGCUGAUGCUUUUGGCAAUUACAAAUGCUCAAUAAUAAAUGCCGGGGCCAUUCAUUUUGGAUCCUGGCUUAUUCAUCUCUCGGCUCAUUUAGCCUGUGAUUGAUAUCAGGUGUGCGUCGUUCUGUCUGCGCAGACAAACGAGAAGGCUUCACUCAACGCAGGUAAACACGGUCGUCGGUGACCAAUUCAUGUCUCCUGCAGGUUUCGGUGGAUCAAUAAAUAUUUGGCUCAAGCAACUUCUUGCCCUGGGUAGUUUAUUGGGGUGGUGAAGUAUUUAUUUUUGUCUUCUUGAAUUCAUAGUCCUAUCAAUUUUCUAAAUACAUUGUCAAACAAACGGAAAAAAAACCCCGUGAAAUAUUUAAUUUUUCCUGCCUAAGUGGAAAUCAAUGCUUUGGCCAAGAGACCUUUUCGGAUCGAUGAAUCAUCACGACAAUGUUGCAUCAAGGUCAUCAUGUCGUGGCUUCACACCCAUUGGUGGUCAUUGGCACACCAAAGCCAGAUGUUGAUUGACAUGUUGUCCUGAAGCUUCACUGAGGCAAUGUUAUUAAAACCAUUCAUACUUACAAAUGGUCCACCUGUAAGUGGUUUCAAAAAAGCAAUUGUCAUUUCUGCAAAGCCAAUAAAUGGACAUAUUAAAGUCUUUUUGGUUGUAUUAAUUGACUUUCUGAAGCUGCAAUAAUUUGCUGCAUAUUCAAAUGUGCAUUUGUGUGUGUAUGUUAUUUAUACUCAUGUUCUCUCUUUUAGAAUAUGUAAAUACAUGACUAUGUUUUAUAUUGAAUUGUACAUAAUGCUGUACCAUUGGUUUUAUACAAUGCAUUGUCUUGGUAGCAAUCGCAAAGAUAUUACUUUAUCAACGCAUUACCAGUUUACUUGCAUUUGCCAUGGAAGGUGACCUUGCUUGGUGUGUCGCGGUGGAAGUCUGCUGUCAGAGACGAAUUGUAACGAGAGCGAUAGUUGUGGCAAAUUUUCUGUAAUUUCGUGACGCCUGCCAAGGAAGCCGAUCCUAAUCCCGGCAUGCAUUGCCACGAUGCCACAGGAAGCCUUCACUGCUUCAAGUUGUCGACCACACGAACUAAUUUGUGCGCUGCUUGUACAGAGAAUCGUCUAUGCACUGAAUAAAGUACCAACAUUGUUUUAUACAAAUGUUUGAUUUGAGCAACUGUGUGAUAUAUUACCACUUUGCACCAUUAAAUUAACUCGA